GUGUUUUACUCAGUCACUGAAAUAUAGGUAAAAAGAAGUUCUAAAUGUUUACUUUAUUUGCUUGUACACGCAAACACACGCGCGCGCACAAACACACACGCCCGCAUAUACACACACGCACGCGCGCGCGCGCACACACACACACACACACACACACACACACACACACACACACACACACACACACACACACACACACACACACACACACACGCACACACAAACCAGUGGCGAGCGGUGAGUUUUCGGAAGAGGUAUGCGUGCUUUUCGGAGGAUAAUCAACAAAUGUUAUGUUAAAUGUUUUUACACAAUUACUUUUGGAACUGGGGCGCGGGAUACUAAUUCCUAUCUGUCCGGCUAUGCAUUCAGUGAGCCUCGAUUCCUCCAUGCUGUAGUGAACAGCUGUCAGCUGGAUGACAGAACCUCCGUUCCAUUUCCUCCGUUACAGGGCUAUCGUCUUCCUCAAUGACCUAAUUUCAGUCCUAAACAUAAUAACUGGUUCAAACAUAACACACAUGGUUGGUUGGUCGGGAUACAAACCAUCAUUCCCAUUAGUUGAGGUCUCCACAUUUCCAGCCCUGCAGAAAUUGAGCAGAUAACGGUGUCCCCCUGGCCCCGCCCCUUUUCCACCUAGUGCAGGAACAGUAGCCAAUCAGCUCUCAUUCCGCACAUCACCUGUUGGUUGCGGGGAAACAAUACAAGGAGGAGGAAAAGGAAGAGGGGAUUAUAAAACCCAAAUGGUUCUGAGAGAGAGAAAGCGAGAGAGCAAGAAAGCGAGAGAUCGAGAAGGCGAGAGAGCGUGAAAGCGAGUGAGCGAGAGAGCGAGAGCGAGAGCGAGAGCGAGAGAGAGAGAGAGAGAGAGAGAGAGAGAGAGAGAGAGAGAGAGAGUAGCGUUGUCCCUCCCCUCGGUGCAGAAUCUCUUCCCUCCAUUGUUGACGUCAUGGUGGAUAGCGAGAGGUUGAAGAGGAUGAAAGACCUGGGGGGCGAGGACGAGUACGAGCACACCGGACACAGGAUGCUCUGCAGGACGGUCACCGACGGAAGUAAACGCAUCAGAGAAACACGUGGACGCCAACACGGAGCCUAAGUACUUUUUCCCGCCCUCGGCGUCGAGCUCGAGCGGUGUGAGCCCAGCCGCGCGCCAUAGCCUCGCGGAACCCGGCGGCGGAGCGCGUGACGAGAGGAGCGAGAGCGAGGCGUCGGUCUGACGAGGUCUCUCUGUACAGAUCGGGGGAUCCAGGUUGUUGUUCCCGCGUGUUGUCCGUCGCCAUGGGCUGCAUCAGCUCCCGCUCGCCCAUCGGUGAAUGUUGAUGACACCAUUGAAAUGUUACCUAAAUCAAGAAGAGCUCUUACUAUUCAAGAGAUUGCAGCAUUAGCACGGUCCUCACUACAUGGUAUCUCCCAGGUGGUGAAGGACCAUGUGACCAAGCCCACAGCCAUGGCCCAGGGUCGGCUGGCCCACCUGAUAGAGUGGAAGGGCUGGUGUAAGCCCAUGGAGACCCCGGCCGCCCUGGAGUCGGACUUCAACUCCUACUCAGACCUCAGCGAGGGCGAACAGGAGGCGCGCUUUGCUGCAGGCGUGGCAGAGCAGUUUGCCAUAGCGGAGGCUAAGCUCAGGGCCUGGUCCUCUGUGGACGGAGACGACUCCACUGAUGACUCAUACGAUGAAGACUUUCUGCCUGCCAACGAGCCCGCCACACAGAGCACAGAGGUCUCGUCGCCGUUCCCUCCUUACCUGAAGGACCUGAUUCACAGCCAGAUGUGCCAGAACCUGAGCCUCAGGGGCCUCUGCUGCGAGGAGCCCGGUGGCGGGGGCGGGGCAGAACCCUCCCCCACCUCCGAUUCCCCGGACACCCUGUGCUCCAGCCUGUGCAGCCUGGACGAGCUACACCCAUUGCUACGUGACCUAGGCACCUCCGGCAAACCCCAUCGCCAUCCCCACGGCAACGCCACCGAACUGGCCGCCAAGAUCCUGUCUGUGCUGCAGGGGGGCGAGGAGCUGCUGCUGGCCCGCCUGCAGCGUGCUGCCGCCGGCCCUCCCUCGCCUGCCGGGGGCAGCGGUGGGGGGCAGGACUCCCCCUGCUACUCGGCCUCCUACUCUGAGACCUACCUGUCGCCGGGAGAGGAGGAGGAGGGCGACGAUGGGCCCUGCAAGGGCUACAAGACAACCGUGUGCCAGGUGGGGGAGGAGCACCAACCCUGCCGGAGGGUGUCGGACGUGGCCUCCUCUGGGGUGGUCUCCCUGGACGAGGAGGAAGAGGAGGGCCAGGAGAGGCGGGCCAACAGCCAGUGACUCCUGGUGUCAGCUGGGAGCGACAGCUGGCCCUCACCGCUCCUCCCACUCAUUUCUGUUCUUUGGUUUUCCGUGACUCGCUCCACUUCCCCCAUGAAUCUUGAAAACUGUCCAUAUUGCCUUAUUUGUACAACAAUUUAAAAUCUCAUCUUUCCAAUUCUCCUGAGUUGUUCGACCCAUAACUCACUGACCCUCCUCCCCUCCAGAGCUCAAAUUCUGACCUUUGAUCUUCUAUCCAAAAGCUUUUUGUUUUGAGGCGUCCAAACAAUCUUUUCUAUGUGUGAUAAAGAGCAGUGGCCUGGCUAUGGAGGCCUUCAGUGAACCUGUGCACUGGACCCUGCUGAUUGGCUGGCUGUUCGGGUGUAUCCAGGGCUGCUGAUUGGUUGGUAGGGAUUGUACCUGGGGAGGAGAAAUGCACUCUGGAAAGUACUUUUUUGGAUUACAAGUGGACCAAGUCCAAACACUUGAAUUUUGCAUGUGUCUUUUGCAAGUGCUAUAACCAAUGGGCUUAGCCAGAGCACAGUUUGUAACCUUCUAGGCUGUUCUGUGUGACCUUCUCAGCCCUGCUCGUGGAUGAAGCCUGUCCAACGGGCGGGCAGGUCCACACCGCAUCCUGGGACCUGCCUGCCUUCCCUUUGACCCCCUUUCUUUCUUUUAUUGCCAGAGACCGAUAGCAUCCUUAAAUGGGCAUGGCUUGCUGCGUAUGCCAAACUAUUAUAUUAUCCCAGUCACAACCAUUUAUGAGCAAAUGCUGGAAUGUUUUCAUAAGUGACGGGACAUUAGUAUGUAUGUCUGUAUUUCAACAAAAUUUAAACUAUGGGGGGAGAAAGACGACAAGGCUGUGUGACAAAUGACUUGAGCCGAGAUGAUUCGCUUUUAUUGUGCUCGGUUCAAGUCAUCCUGUGGUGGUGGUGGGGUUACCCAGGAGCGAUGGGACCAGCAGGUUCCCUAACAUGGGGGUGAACUCUGUGUUGAAGACAUUCAAAUGGAAGCUAAACACACAACAGCUGUGACCCCAUAACCAAGCAAACUGAAACAUCACUGAGAGGAGGUUCCUGACCCUUUGGUGGAUGAACAGGAAGAGAAAGAAAUGCUUGAUGGCCCAGAGGUCCCCAGCCCCAGAGCAGAGGCCGGUGGUCGCAUCGGAGGUUUUCUAUAUUUUUGUAUGCGUUGUCUUGCUUUGAUCUCUUUGCCUAAUGCGAUGUGCCAGUGUAUGUGUUUUUUGCACGAAGCUAGCGUGGUGGCUGUAGUCUUCUCCUCUUUCUUCGUUAUCACUGUGUGAUAUAGUCUACUGGGAAAAAAGAAAACAAACAAAAACUAAAUGUGAAAACGAUUUUUUUUCAAAAGCAGAUACUGUGAUUUGGUUGGUUAUUGUCAUUGUCAUCCCGCCCUCCUCCAUCCUACUGAGAGUGUCUGGUUUCAACUCUGAUUACCACUUCCUGUCAUACUGAGUACUGAUGAGCUUUGCCUUUUAUUUGAUACUCCCUCUUUUCUAAGACAAGGUUCCUAGGUUUCUAGACGUCUAGGUGUUCCUUAGUGUAUCUUCUUGGAGAAGGCGGUGGGCGUUAAAGGGCAUACUUGAUACAGUACAUUCACGCCUCCAUACUGCGCUGCCAGGAGUCCCGCCCACGAGUCCACUCCCACAUCCCCUAGAGGGACUGUCAUUCAUGCAACUCAGGAAAUCCCAUUGGAGGGUCUCCCGUCUCCCCGUCGUGACUGCAUACUUUCUGUUGGGUAAACGCUGCGAUGUCCAUUAGCUGGAAGAGAAGGCAAGUGUGCAUUUAAAAGAAAAAAUCACAUUGUGUCUUCAUUUCCUGCGUUGACCCCGUUUUGUUUGUUUGGCAAAAAAAAGCCUCAAUCCUUUGUGUGAGUGUGACUGUGUGUGCGUGCACAACUGAUUCUGGUUGUUUUUUUGUAAGUGCACGCAUCCUGUGCGUUUCCUACGAUGUCAGCAGGCUGGUUAAGCAUGCGAUGUCCGCUCCUAACCCCUGUCGCAGCAGUUCCCUUUAAACUGUAUGGGGUGGAUAGAGAUCUCAUUGAGCUUUAAGCAGUGCCGUUAAGCAGUAAUUAGAGAUGGAAAUAAGGGAAAAUAAGAAUGGCUAACCAUCUGACCUAAGCCACAGAGGAUGAAGAGGUUUUCUCCCCCCCCCCCCCCCCCUUUUUUGUAGCAAAUAAAAGUUGAGCAGCUCAAGUGUUUACAUUGAGGUCAGCACCUAGCAGGGUCUACAUCAGGAAGAGACGAGCAGUGGAGAGAGUGGGUCGUAAACUCAGGGGGAAACCUUAACGCUGUGCCUUCCAUUCCUUCUGCCCUUGCAUCGUGCAGUUCUCUCCCUCACACAUCCACCCGUUACCCCACCCAUGUUUCCAGAGCACGGCAGUCACAUCAGAACAUGGGAGAAAUCCUCGCAGCCAUCUGCAGUCCAGGGUCGUAGCUGGUCAUAGCGCCAAACACAAAGAGAAACAGAGAAAGAGAGAGAGAAAGAGAGAGACGGAGAGAAACAGAGAAACAGAGAGAGAUACACGGACAGAGACGGAGAGACAGAGAAACAGAUACACUGACAGACGGCGAGAGAGAGAGAGACAGAAACAGAGAGAGACAGAGAGAGAGAGACAGAGAGAAAGUGAGACAGAGAAACAUAGAGAGAUAGAGAGAGAAAGAGACAGAGAAAGAUAGACGAACAGAGACGGAGAGAAUCAGAGAGACAGAAACAGAGAGAGAAACAGACAGAACCAGAGAGAGAGAGAGAGACAGAAACAGAGGGACACAGAAACAGAGAGAGAGCCCACAUUGGCACCUGAGCCCUGGGUGCUGCAGUAUCCCAUGAUGUCCUUUUCAUUUUGGGGUAUGAUCUGCGUCACUGUCCUCUGAGUGGACAGUAAAUGGCGGGCCGUGCGUGGGGAAUUGAGGAUGAGGUCACACGCCCCCUUGCUUCACCUGACUCGCUGCUUUGUGUUGGUCGGCCCGCUCCAUCUGGUGCUUUUACCCAUCUCUCUCUCUCUCUCUCCCCCCCCCCUCUCUCUCUCUCCCCCCCUCUCUCUCUCUCCCUCCCCCUCUCCAUCUCUCUCCCUCCCCCUCCCCCUCUCUCUCUCUCUCUCUCUCUCUCUCUCUCUCUCUCUCCCUCCCCCUCCCCCUCCCCCCCUCUCUCUCUCUCUCUCUCUCUCUCUCUCUCUCUCUCUCUCUCUCUCUCUCUCUCUCUCUCUCUCUCUCUCUCUCUCUCUCUCUCCCUCCCUCCCUCCGGCGGUUUGUGUGUGUUUCUGAGAGAGAAAGACGGGCACCUUGCUGUUAUGGCUUUGUCAUUCCCGCAGCUGUCACAUACUAACUCAAACACACACAUACACACACACAGCCUGGUGCUGCCUGUGGCUCGCUGUCCAUCAGCACGUCACCUGUUCCAAAACGCCCCCUCCUCUCAACCUUCUGUCCUCUCAGCCCUCCCCUGUGUGCAUCUCUCCCUCCUGUCUCUGAAUCACCAGAGGGAGACGCUGGUCCCUCUCACCCUCUACUGACCCAGGUGUCUUCUCCUAGGACCCCCCCCCCCCCUCGCCAGAUUAAAGGUGCCAUAGGCAAUAUUCCACAGUUGGAAAGAGAGAGCAGAAAAGAGUGUAGGAGCAAGAUUUUGAAACUAAAUAACCCAAAAAAACUCCCUACCUUUCUCCAACGUUGGGAAAUGUUGCAAUUCACGCUACUAUAACUGACAGUCAAGAUGGAUUCCCUGAAAACAAAUCGGGGAGGAGAUAAAUAUGAAUGGGCUUCAUGAAGAGGCCGGCCAGUCAAUUUGAAAUGGAUGUUGUCCUGGCACAUUGUAUUCACUGAGAGCUGACUGGCUAUUUCAAAGAUCCCACUCAGAUCUCACCUCUUAAAUCUUCCCAGCAUCUAUACUGGGAGGGGGUCCAUACGUUGAGUCAUGGGUCGAGAGGCUCCACGCGGUCAUGGGCCAGAUGGUAUGGAAGAAAUUAGCCAUUACUUUUUAUGGUAAACUAUGAGUAUUAUCAGGCUUAUAUAUCAUAUAGAUACAUUAAUAGUGGAAAGCAGCUAAAUCACCUCUCCAUAGGAGAGACUCGACACGGCGCCAGAGAGUCUGGGGUCAAGGCGUACGGACGUCAACUCAAAGUUUAGACGAGCUGCAGAUGUUCAUAAUAUAUCUUAAAUGAAUGCAUGGCUGACCGGCCUUACCAUAAAAGGAGAACUAGUAUGCAUUCUGUGGGCGGGCAUACCCUAUGGGGAAUAGCUUGGUGUGAGA
Gadus macrocephalus (Pacific cod) is the source of this 6534-nucleotide messenger RNA. RefSeq names its product family with sequence similarity 131 member Ab (gene fam131ab). NCBI's taxonomy places the organism in Eukaryota, Metazoa, Chordata, Actinopteri, Gadiformes, Gadidae. The transcript is spliced from 5 exons. The record is from RefSeq and is a predicted model, not a curated record. Bases 1325 to 2293 code for a protein of 322 amino acids.